AUGGGAGCGACUGUCCGAGCUGCAGGGAGGUCCAGGAUGCCGGUGCACGACCCCCGCCACGCUGCAACCACCCAGAGCGCCUGCUGCUCACAGAAGAGGAAGCGAGAUGACCACAGCGAGCCCCCAUACGUUAAGAAGCCACCCAACGCCUUCAUGCUCUUUCUGAAGGAGCAGAGGGUGAGUGUGGUGGCUGAACUUGGCCACACCGGGAGUACGGCGGUGAACACCAUCUUGGGGGAGAGAUGGAAGUCCUUGUCCACCGAGCAGCAGGCCAAGUACUACCAGGAGGCCGACGCAGCGAGGCGCCACCAUGAGCAGCAGCACCCCCAGUGGUCCAGCAGGGACAACUACGGCCAGAAGAGGAAGAGGAGGCGUCAGGGGAGCACAGCUCCCAGCAGCUCUGGAGGUAACACAAGACUUCACAGCAUGUGUCCCAUAGGUCCAAAGGUCCCAGAUUGUUAAAACGUUAUUGUUGAACAACAGAGACACACGUUGAAGAAAUCAGCUGAUUGAAACUUUAAGAUGAAGAUCACAGUCAGGGUUAGA
This is a messenger RNA of Melanotaenia boesemani (Boeseman's rainbowfish), 546 nucleotides long. RefSeq names its product transcription factor 7-like 2. The coding region runs from base 1 to 462 and encodes 153 amino acids. Gene Ontology annotation, biological process: canonical Wnt signaling pathway; regulation of transcription by RNA polymerase II. Gene Ontology annotation, cellular component: beta-catenin-TCF complex. The record is from RefSeq and is a predicted model, not a curated record. Gene Ontology annotation, molecular function: RNA polymerase II cis-regulatory region sequence-specific DNA binding; DNA-binding transcription factor activity, RNA polymerase II-specific. Lineage: Eukaryota; Metazoa; Chordata; Actinopteri; Atheriniformes; Melanotaeniidae. The transcript has 5 exons.